AUGGGACGUCAUAAAAAGGGGCGUUGCGUCAAGAGGAAUAAACAAAUUAAUACAGAAGAAAAUCCAGAUGUUGUGAAAGCACCACAUUCAUUUGUCAUUCAUCGUGGAUUACCUGGUGAACAUAUCGUUGAGCUUACUAAAGAUUUUCGCAAAAUAAUGGAACCUUAUACAGCAAUGUCGUUGAAAGAGAGGAAAAGAAACACAAUCAAAGAUUUUGUAUCUAUAGCUAGCGUACUUCAUGUUUCGCAUAUGUGUAUAUUUACAAGGACGGAACAAGGAAUGUACUUCAAACUCUGCAGAUUGCCAAGGGGGCCAACGCUUACCUUUAAAGUGCACAGUUUUUCCUUGGUACGCGAUGUAAUAUCUUUAUUAAAGAAGCAAUUAGUAUACGAUGAAUUAUUUAAGAGUUCUCCAUUAGUGGUGCUAAAUAAUUUUAGUGGCGAGGGCAUGCAACUGAAACUGAUUGCUUCUAUGUUUCAAAACAUGUUCCCAACUAUAAAUUUAACUUCUGUAAACUUAAGUACAAUUCGUAGAUGUUUGUGUUUAAAUUAUAAUCCAACGUCGAAGACCAUUGACCUCAGGCAUUACGCUAUUAAAGUAGUACCAGUUGGUUUAUCAAAGGGUGUUAAGAAAUUGGUACAAGCUAGGAUACCAAAUUUAUCUAAGUGCGAGGACUUUUCUGAUUUCUUGACGAAAGGAACAGUCUCUGAAAGUGAAGGUGAAGAUGAUCCUGCGAAUCAUGUCACCUUGCCACAAAAAUUAUCAUCGCGUGGUAAUCAUGCUAAUAGCUCGAGUGCAGUUAGGUUGUCUGAACUGGGUCCUAGAUUAACACUAGAGUUGAUAAAAGUUGAAGAUGGACUUUUGGAUGGUGAAGUGCUUUAUCACGAGUACGUUCACAAGUCGGAGGAAGAGAUAUUGUUGAUAAAAAAGAAACGCGAAGAAAGGAAGAAAUUGAAGGAGAAGAGAAAGAAAAUACAGGAAGAUAAUAAGAAGAAGAAGGAGUUACAAAAACAGGAACAUAAAGAGAAAUCUUUGAAGGGAAUGCAUAAAAAGAAAGAGAGCGAAACGUUGCUGAAAAAAAUUGCGCAGGAAUCAGUUGAACAAACUAAUAUAGAAGAGGACGACGAUGCGGAGUAUUAUCGUGAGGAAGUAGGCGAAGAACCCGAUAAAGAUUUAUUUGAAAGAAGAAUAGGUGAAAAGAGGCCGAAAAAGUAUCUACCUAAGUAUAAAGUGAAAAAACAGAAACUGAACGAGACAUAAAAUACUAUUUUACAGGCUCUUAUUCAAUAUCAUAUUACGUGAUUGACCUGAAACUUUUUGGCAAGGAGCUUUACAAAUCGUUGGGAAUCACGAGCAUUUUAAUUGUCCGGACGAAUCGAAGCGAGCCCCGGCACCCGGUUGUGAUUUUCCUUUUUUGCGAAAGCUUUGUCGUAUCCGGUAUCUGGCAAAUGGAAGAAGAAGCUCGACCCUCUGCCAGGCACCGAAUGGCACCAAUCGAUAUGUAUAUGGCUAAACUGGCCCCUCGGGAGGAUAUCACCCCUCGAAUACGCUAUUUUAACUUUUCUACGACUUCGUACACACGACUUUUGGUUGCCGGAGGGUUCUAUGCUUCUGGAUUCAGUGAAAUUCCCAGAUGAAAGCGUCAGAAUACACAUUUAGUCAAUGAUUCAAAAGGUAUAUAUGUAUAACAUGUAUUGUAAAAUAUGUAAAAAGUUCUAACAUAAGAGUGUGAAUGA
Messenger RNA from Ceratina calcarata, 1736 nucleotides. RefSeq names its product Brix domain-containing protein peter pan (gene ppan). Gene Ontology annotation, biological process: ribosomal large subunit assembly; rRNA processing. Lineage: Eukaryota; Metazoa; Arthropoda; Insecta; Hymenoptera; Apidae. The transcript has 7 exons. The record is from RefSeq and is a predicted model, not a curated record. Gene Ontology annotation, molecular function: rRNA binding. Gene Ontology annotation, cellular component: preribosome, large subunit precursor. Bases 1 to 1260 code for a protein of 419 amino acids.